AGAGAAGGAGUCCACCAAGGCGGCUAAGUCGCUAGAAUAUCUGACGAUACCACAGCUGCUAGACCUUUGCGUGAAGAAGCAGGCCGAAGGGCACGGAUCAGAGAUCUUGCGGGUGCUCGACCUGCGCACCAAGGAGACGAAGCAGAGGGACGCAGAGCGAGCCCUACGCCAUAAGGAGCACUUGCGGGAGCUAGCGCGCUGCCAGCAGCGGCAAAGGCAGAAGGCGCGAGCCCAAGAGCAGCAGUGGCUCGGUAAGGAGAGGCUCAGGAAGAGACAGCAGGACGAGGACAAGGCCGCGAAACAAUUGGCGACGCUGAGGAAGGACAUUGAGCACCAGAUCAAGGUGCAGAAGGACUCGGAGGCGAAGUGGAACCGCAUAAAGGCGGAAAGGGAUCGAGAAUUAGAGCGGCAAGCUGUGUUAAGAAAGCGCGGGCAGAAAGACCAACUGGAGAAAGACGAGCGGCGGCAGAGACUCGACGUGAUCAGGCAGAUAGAAGAGGAGAGGGAGCUAGAGAAGCGCCAGGAGGAGAAGUUGGAGCUGGAGCUAGAGCAGCAGAGGGAGAGAUUCAUGCAACACCAGAAGCUGCACACAGAAGCCCUCUACAGCCAUCUCCUGUUCGGAGAUCUCUAUCCGCAGGAGUACAGCAGCAACAGCAACAGCAACAGCAGCACCAGCACCAGCACCACGACGACCUCGUCGACGACAUUCCCACACACAGCAUCCUUCUGUUCGUCGCUGAUGCAAAACGAAAUGGUUAGCAUACCGAUGGCCAAUCUGAAUGGCGGCCUCAAGGCGGCGUCUGGACCGGCCGGUGCCUCGGCCACUGGCGGUGGCGUGCGAUACUUUUCGCAGUUUAGCAAAUCGGCCACUGCCAGCACGACCACGAUGGUGCACCAGCAGCAGCACCAACAGCACCAACAGCCCCAGCAGCAGCAGCAGCAGCAGCUGCUGCAGCGGAAGCCAACAGCCAAUGGCGAUCUCCACGCGAAUGGCAGAGUGGCGGCUAUCGUUCCCAAUGGGAUGCGCAUCAAAACGGAGCAACAAGAUAUGCUGCUGGAGUCCCUUACUGUGAUCAAACCAGAUGUGAUUACCAAGACGGAGGCCACAGCAGCAGCAGCAGCAGCACAGACACCACCGGCAGUGGCACCGGCAGCAGCAGCAGAGCCAAUAGAAGCUGCUCCUGUCUCAGAUGCACCAUUGGCGCUGCUCAGCAACCAGCAACAGGCAGCAGCAGCAGAGGCAGACGACCCAGAGCUGGACAUUGUGAUCAACAAUGUGGUGUGCUCGUUCAGCGUGCGAUGCCACCUCAAGCUAAGGGACAUUGCGUUGCGCGGCUGCAAUGUGGAGUACCGCAGGGAGAACGGAAUGGUAACCAUGAAGCUGCGACGUCCCUAUACGACGGCCUCCAUUUGGUCAUCGGGUAGGAUCACCUGCACAGGGGCCACCUCUGAGAUAAUGGCCAAGGUGGCAGCCAGACGGUACGCCCGGUGCCUGGGUAAACUCGGUUUUCCCACACGCUUCCAGAACUUUCGCAUCGUGAAUGUUCUGGGUACCUGCAGCAUGCCCUGGGCCAUUAAGAUUGUCAACUUCUCGGAGAAGCAUCGGGACAACGCCAGCUACGAGCCGGAGUUGCAUCCGGGUGUCACGUACAAGAUGAAAAUGCCAAAGGCCACGCUGAAGAUCUUCUCCACGGGAAGCAUUACAGUGACAGCCGCCAGCGUGAAUGAUGUUGAAUCCGCCAUACAGCAUAUCUAUCCACUGGUCCAUGAGUUCCGCAAGCAGCGAUCGCCCGAAGAGCUGCAGCAUUUAAGGGCUAAGCAGAACAAAAAUGCCGGAAUAACUGGCACCCCCGCCGCCGCCAACAACAUCACCGAUGCCAGCGAAGCCCGGGUACUGGAGGAUCAGAUCCUCACGCAGUCGAAGACUCAGUCGCGCAGCGAUAUCUUGGUGAAUGCCACCGCUGCCCAUAGCAAGUCAAUACCUGGCAGUGCGGCUGGGGAUCUGGUUAAUGCAGCGGUCUGCAAUGUGCAGCGGCUGAAGCAGAUCGAAUCGUAUCGCCAGCUGUCGAGUCAGACGCAGGAGGAGCGCCGCCAUAUACCCUUCCCCAGGGACAAGUCGGAGGCAGGGCUGUUCCCCCAUUCGACACCCAGGUCGCCACCGGGCGACAAUAUCUGUGCCAAUGCCCGGCGACGGGCCACCGAGUGCUGGGCCACCAAGCUGCAGAACAAGCGGCCGCGUUACAACGAUCCCAGCUUAUUGGCGGCGGGCAAGACAACGACAUCGACGAGCUCCAUUGCCCCCUCCACCGCCUCCUCCUCAUCAAAUCCCGCCAUCCAAUCCACCACCACUAUCAGCACCACCAGCGCUUCCGCCACCACCAUUACGGGCCCCAUUCUGCCGCUCUCAUCGCUAACGCCCAUUGGGACGAUCAGUGGCAGCAGGCCAUUUGGCCUGAUGGCCGCACGCACAAUGAUCCCAGCCACGGGGACGAUUAUCAAGAUCAAGCAGAGCUGCAUUAAGCCACUGAAUCGCAAUGCUCUGGCCGCAUUCACCGCUGCCUCCAGUGGUAGCAUCGCUACCGCCGUCAAUGCCACUGCCACAGCCACAGCCAACGUUGCUGGUGGCUCUGCUGCUUCUGCUUCUGCCGUCACCCUAGCGGCGAUCAAGAGGGAGCGGCAGUUCAGCAGCAACUCGGAUUUGGAUAUUGAAAUGGGCUGGCCAUGAUGUGGGAUGAUUGAGUGAUUGACCAGAGACAGACACGGAGAUGGAGAGACGAGAGAGAGACAAAGCGAAAGAGAUAGUGAGAGAGGGAGAGAGGAACAAUAUAUCGUCGUUGCCUAUGCCAAAAUAUAUAGAAAUUAGAGCAAACCCCAAACAAAAUACAACAACACAAAAACAAACAGAAAAACACAGAGACCGAAAGAAAAGAAAAGGACGAGAUCGUUUCUUUCAGUGUUUCUUGAACUUCAUUUUCGAUUCGAUUCAAUUCAUGUCUUGUGUUGUUCUCUGCAUUUAAACGAAGGAAGGAAACGGAGGACACAAACGCAGAACGAGAAUCGCGACUAAAACAAGAGCCAAAAAUGUAAUACUAAGAUUUAUGUGUAAUUUCAUCCCCCAAUCAACAACACACAAUCCCACAAGAAAAACAGAGAUCAGAGAAUGGUAUUGCACGUACCAUGCGCAUCCCACAAGAAAAAUGAUCCUAGAUAUAGAAUUAAAUUUCAACAAAUAGGCAAUAUACGGUUUAUAUUCUAAUAUAUAUUCUAUAAUACGUAGACAUUCAGUUACGUAGACCCCCCCCG
Drosophila persimilis is the source of this 3303-nucleotide messenger RNA. RefSeq lists its product as uncharacterized. The record is from RefSeq and is a predicted model, not a curated record. Gene Ontology annotation, molecular function: DNA binding; general transcription initiation factor activity. NCBI's taxonomy places the organism in Eukaryota, Metazoa, Arthropoda, Insecta, Diptera, Drosophilidae. The coding region runs from base 569 to 2725 and encodes 718 amino acids. Gene Ontology annotation, biological process: DNA-templated transcription initiation. The transcript is spliced from 4 exons.